Molecule: messenger RNA, 4861 nt
Organism: Portunus trituberculatus (swimming crab)
Lineage: Eukaryota; Metazoa; Arthropoda; Malacostraca; Decapoda; Portunidae
Exons: 2
Coding region: 68-4861 (1597 amino acids)
Molecular function (GO): RNA-DNA hybrid ribonuclease activity; nucleic acid binding
Source: RefSeq, a predicted model, not a curated record
AUCUACCAGCUCGCCGUCAGCAUAUCUAGCUGCCUUGCCUCUGUCUUCCCUUUCUCUGAGGGCUGACAUGGCGUCAGCCAGCAUUGAAGAAGUCUUGGAAGAUCUUGACAUGAGUACCUCUGACGAUGGAGGUGAUUGGCAACAACAACAACGACCAAGUAAGAAACGACGACAUAUGGAGGAGAAAUUGCGUAAAGAUAAGCAGCAGUCUAUUGAGGACAAUGGGACACCUGCGAUGGAGGAAGAAGUUAAUCAACGGAAGCGGUUGUAUUUCCCCGCUGAGGACGUGAUGACCUUAUCACAGAAGCGAGUGUGGGCGGCGCAGUUGGCAGUGAAGCAUCGUGAGUUUCGACCGUUGCUGAAGGAAGGGAUGAACCGGCCGUUCGUAACUGUGGAGGGGCAAGAAGCGCUGAACUACCUAACAACAGUUGGAUUUCAAGGUACCGUGCUUGUGGAUCAUGGCAGGAUUGAAAAGUUCACCAAAGUCUUCAUAGCGCCUUAUGACAAGGAAUUAGAUCCAGAGCUGUUGCUGACUAGCGAUGUUAAUGUUGUCUGGGCCAAGCGCCACGUGGUGAACAAGCAAGUGAAAGCGAGUGUAGUGGCACUCGUGAAGGAUGUGGUUCCAGAUCGGAUUUGGGUGCCAGGAAAUGGAUGGAGGAGAGUGAGGAAGUAUGUGGAUUUGCCGCCCAUGUGUUAUAACUGUUGCCGGUACGGACACAAGGCGUGGCGUUGUCAAUAUGACACUGUGUGCCGGUUUUGCAGUGGGAAGCAUAGUAGUAAGGUUUGUGGUGAAAAGAUCAUAAACGGCGAGAAGAUUGUACCUAAGUGUUGUAACUGUGGUGAAAACCAUAACGCAGGCUCGGCCAAGUGUGAGAAAAGACCCUCAUUAUUGGAUCAAGUGGAGUCAAAAACGCAUCGAGCUCCGAAGCAGUUUGUUCCGGCCGUGACACCGACGAGUAAUGCGUGGUUCCCUCUGCAGGAAGAGCUAGUUGAGCCAACGACAGUGGCCAUGGCGGCGGGGGAGGCAUUUUCCCCUGACGAGUUCCAGCUUGGUAGUCGAGCCAAGUUUGGUAAUAGGAAAGUGGUAUCGAAAUCUUGGACUUCCCGCAGGCCCAGCGGAUGUGCAGCGGUUUCACAACCCUCCACAUCAGAUGCGGGUUGCCAGCUAUCAGAGUUAUCGGCUCCACGUCGGAGGUAUGUAAGCGAGAGCGUGGUUGAACAUGAAGCUGGUGAUCAGUUGUUGAGACAGGUGAUCAGGCUGGAGGAGGACAACCGGAAGCUACAGGACCGAAUACGGCAUUUGGAGCAGCGGAGACGAGGACUGGAGGAGACUAAAUCAGAUAAUGGGAGUGAGAGACUGUUGGAAACCUUGGAUCGCGACGGCUCUUUGGUGCCUCUUCGUAGUUACCAGCAUUUUAUCCUUCCGGCAGGUGAGGGUGUGCGUGGAAUGGCCGUUUAUGUUAAAAAUAGUAUACCGGCUGAAUUAGUUUCAACUCCUGGGAAAUGUGGGGGAAUUGAGUACAUAGCAGUAAGACUUAGACUUGCCGAAGGCUAUUUUGUUUUAGUUAAUGUGUAUGUGAGUCAGAACUCACUAAAGUUCGAACACUUACCAGACUCGGUGUUUCGGGAACCUACCUUGCUGGUCGGGGAUUUAAAUGCCAGACAUGCUGUGUUAGGCUCGUCUGGCAGUAGUAAUUGGAAUGGUACUGUAUGGCACCAGUUUCUCAGUGAUUGCGAUGAAGCACGCUUACUUGGGGAUAACUCACCCACUCACUUGCAGGGAGGGAGGAUAGAUUAUGCAUGCUUGUUUAAUAUUCAAGGCAUGGAGGGUAAAUGUACAGUGAUUUCAGAGCUGUUAAGUGAUCAUUUUGCGCUUUAUGUUGAGUUACCCCUGCGAAAAGCAUGUGGCGGCCAUAGUAGAGUUAGGUAUUUCAUUAAUGAUAACAACAGGGAGAUAUUUCUUCGUAGCAUGAAUGAGUGGUACAGUGCUUAUCAUCCGCAUGAUGUUGACACUUUCUAUGAAGAUCUCGUUGCACAGAUAGCUGCAUUGGUCGACAAAAAAAAAUCAAACUGUAAACACACCUCCAUGAGAAAAAAAUAUACCAAGGAUGAGCAAGUUCGAGCAUGGAAUAACACUCUAAGUAGGGCUCAUCAGGAGUGGAUUCGAUCUGGAAAAAGUGAGGAAGCUAAGGUUGCGUUACAGGAAGUAGCUAAAGCAUGUAGUGUAGUUAGAAAGGAAGCUAGGGAAAAAUAUUGGAAGUCUUUUUUGGGGACAAUAGCUGCAACAAGGAGCAUUAAAGAAAUAUGGAGUCACGUUAAUAGGGUGCGAGGAGUGCAAACAGGUGUUAAGGUGGUGAGCGAUCCCCAGGCUGUGGCUGAUGAGUUGAUUGAUAAGUGGGCACAUGCAGCCAGCAGGUCUACUUUACCGCAGGAAGUUAGAAGAGAAUUUGCUAAGCACGAGUCUGAGAGAAAUGCUUUCAUAGGUUCUUGUAUAGACAGAAAUGACCCCUCGUGUGCUACCAUCACCAGGGAGGAAUUGCUGGCUGCUGUAAAGAAAGGGAAAUCCACUGCUCCUGGUGCUGAUGGUAUUACGUAUGACAUUUUGAAUUGCUUGGCGAGUAUGGAGAAUGGGCCAUUGCUUGAUUUAUUUAAUAUGAGUUUCAGGUUAGGUAGAUUGCCAAGACAGUGGAAGGAAGCGAUUAUAGUUCCAGUACCAAAGGGCAGCGGUGGACACAGGCCAGUGUCCCUAACAUCAUGCUUGUGUAAGAUGAUGGAGAGAAUAAUAUUAAAUAGACUAUUGUACUUGCUUGGUGACAACAUUUCUAAUAAUGUUUAUGGCUUUGUUAAAGGUAAAAGUACAUCUGACUGUAUAGUUGCUUGUCUUUCCAACCCACAUGAUUAUUGUAGAGUUUUUGUGGAUCUACAGGGUGCCUUUGAUAAGGCAGAUGGUCACAUGAUAUUGUAUGAGUUGGCAAAUGUGGGUGUGUCUGGUAGAAUGCUUGGUUGGAUCUCUCAUUAUCUUAGUGAGAGGAGUGCUAGGGUUCUGUAUGAUGGGAAACUUUCUGUUGUCCGUCAUUUUGAGUUAGGAACUCCCCAGGGAGGGGUUCUUAGCCCCACUCUAUUCAAUAUUUUAAUGAAUAAAAUUGCAAAAGAAGAAUAUUCUCCUGGUGUGAAGGUUAUAAUAUAUGCUGAUGAUAUAUUAGUCCAAUCGCCUUCUGUGGCUAAGAUGCAGAUUGCUUUAAAUCAAUUCAUUUCUUGUUGUGUUGCCUUGGGGCUAGUUGUUAAUGAAAUAAAGACAAAAUUUCAGUGUAGGAGCCAGGGUAACGUUACACUAACGUUAAAUGGGAAGAAACUUGAGAGAGUGCAAGCAUAUAAAUAUCUGGGGAUGUACAUAGGUUAUAAUAAAUCUGCAAGGAUUGCUGAAUUGCGGCACAUAGAAGCCUUAUGUGAGGGCAGGCUACAGCCACUACGAGCUCUGGCCUGCUCCGGUCUUGGCGUUGGGAUUCCGGUCCUUCGUAUGAUGUAUAUAACUACUGUUAGAUCAAUUAUAGACUAUGCUGCACCAUGUUUGUCUAUGUUGGGGAUGGAAAGGAUACGCAAACUUGAACUAUUGCAAAAUGAGGCCAUGAGAAUUAUUUUUUGCUGUCAACGUAAUGCAAUGAUUGAUGCGAUGCGACUGGAAUUGACUUUACCGAGUGUAUGUGACAGAAUACAAGAACUGUGUGUUAAGACUGUUAUUAAAAAUGUUAGACUUGGUGGACACUUGGAUAUUGUGAGAGAGCUGCAAUGUACUAGAAGUAAAUCUACCUUUGUACGCCAUGUUAAAGGGCUUAUGAUAAAGUACAAGGUUGCGCACCUGUGUUGUCCUUUACAGGUGAGUGGCAACGGUGUUGUCCCUCCUUGGGAGGACGUGGCAGUGGAGGUGAUAGUUCAACCUUUAACUAGGAGGAAGUUUGAGUAUGUUCCUGGAUAUUUGAGGGCUACGUACAGCCAUAUGGUCGAUUGUAUUCAAAAGGAGAACAACAUACACGUUUUUUGUGAUGGGUCAGUGGGUGAGGAUGGUCGAGCUGGCUGUGGUGUGUUAAUGAUUGAUUACAACGAGUGUGAGGAGUCGCGUGAAAGUUCAGUGGCUAUUCGAUUGUCUGAUGGUAUAUCAUCGACUCAGGCUGAAUUGUAUGCUAUUUAUGUUGCUCUUCGUGAAGUGUUAACUAAAGAUAAGGAUGUGCGUAUUUUUGUGGACAGUAGGGCGGCACUAGAUUCACUUAAUAGUCGGAAACCUGUAUAUGUAGAAAUCGUGUCACUAUGUAAAGCUCUUUUGGGGAGAAUUAAUGUUACGUUUUAUUGGGUACCCUCUCAUGUUGGAAUUCUCCAAAAUGAGAAGGCAGAUAUGCUGGCCAAGCGUGGGGCUCAGAAAGAUGUAAUUGAUGUGAUAUGUAACUUGUCUCUUCGUCAAAUAAGGAGUGUAGUUAGGAAGGAACAGUAUUGUAUAGAAAGAACUAGGAUGGCUAGGGAACAUGUCAACAGUAGUACAUUUGAGCACUAUGAUGCGGUUAGUAACCAAGUUAGUGUUACCUAUGGAAGAGAUGGUGUAAGAAGUGAUACGGUGAAGAUGAGGAUGAGGUUAGGGUACAAGUAUUACUGGCAGUACAAAGAAGUAUUUACCAUUGACGAAGCACGGUGUAGGGUGUGUGGGGAGGAAAAUGGUCACACUUUAGAGCACUAUGUAUUGAGGUGUUCAUGUGUGGGUGAAUUUCGGAACGAUGACAUUGUUGAUGUGACUCUCCAGAUUAUCUGGAUGUUACAGAAUGGAAUGGUGGAAGAAAUAUUAAAGAAGUACAAGGCUUUUGCCCCACGGUUAUGA